Molecule: messenger RNA, 1085 nt
Organism: Ziziphus jujuba (common jujube)
Lineage: Eukaryota; Viridiplantae; Streptophyta; Magnoliopsida; Rosales; Rhamnaceae
Product: LOB domain-containing protein 4
Exons: 2
Coding region: 308-817 (169 amino acids)
Source: RefSeq, a predicted model, not a curated record
CCUUCCCUUCCCUUUUUCAAACCUUCCCUUAUUUUCCAAGUUUUAUCUCAUUCUCUUUUUCCCAUUUUUGUCCUUUAAUUCUUCACCUAUUUAGCUAUAGCUCUCCUUCUUUUUCUAAGCCUAAUUAGCCCUGUAAAUCAAUUGACCUUUGGUUUUUUCUCUUCUUCACAUAUUCUUUUUUUUUUAUUAUUAAUCUUAAUUAAGUAAAAUUCCAUUUUUGCUAAAAUAAAUCAAACAUAUUAUUGAUUAUUAUAGGUAAAAGAGAAGUACUAGCUAGUAUAUAAUCUGAUCUGUGAGUUUUAAGAGAAUGAAAGAGAGUGGUAGAAAACAAGGUGCUAUAUCUCCAUGUGCAGCAUGCAAGCUUUUAAGAAGAAGAUGUGCUCAGGAUUGUGUUUUUGCUCCAUAUUUUCCGGCCGACGAACCCCAGAAAUUUGCUAGUGUUCAUAAGGUUUUCGGAGCUAGCAAUGUCAACAAGAUGUUACAGGAAUUACCAGAGCACCAGCGCAGUGACGCAGUGAUCUCAAUGGUAUAUGAAGCAAAUGCUAGAGUCAGGGACCCAGUGUAUGGUUGUGUUGGAGCAAUUUCAUCUUUGCAGCAACAGAUUGAUGCCCUUCAAACCCAACUGGCACUUGCUCAAGCUGAGGUGGUUCACAUGAGGAUGCGUCAGUGCCCGUCGACAUCGAACCAGGCCGGAAACUCACCGGAAAAUGGCUCGCCGUCGACCAAACACAUGGCUAGUUCUCAGACCAAGUCAUUUUUUGGUAUGGACAUGAUGGUAGAUCAAGCCAAUAUGGGAGAGUCCUUGUGGUCAUGCUAGCUAAUUAGCUUUGCUAUAACUUUAUUUGUUUUUCUUGUUACUAUCAUGGGCUUGCUUUAUUAUGUCUGUCUCUUUUUUGCCUUUUAUUUUUGUCCUCCAAUUUUUAUUUUAUUUUUUCACAUAUUAGCUUUUUAGAGUUGAGCAUCACUCUCUCUACUUGACUCAGAGAUGAUGAUGAUGAUGAUUAUUAUGAUUAACCAUAUUGUAAAUGUCUAAACAUGUAAUUAUGAGCUAUAAUUGGUAUCAUUAGUAUUGAGGUUGACUGCCA